AGACAGCAGGAGCACCUAGCUUACGAGUGCAUGGGUAUGUGCGGAGGCACAGGACGGAGAAGAUGAUGGAGGAGAAGGCCUGGGUCUGCUCUGUUCUUCCGUCCAUUCAUUUAUGCAUUCAGCAAACAGCGGUGUUGCGGCCCUUCGAGUUGCUCCAGAUCUGAAUGGGAGAGAGACAGGACGUUACCAACUCUGAUCCAGUGUGACAGCACCAUGUCGUCCCCCAACCCUGACGGUGCCCCACCAGAGCCUGAGCCUGAACUCUCAAGUUCCAAGAAGAAAGAGAAGAGAAGGAAGUGGCCACAGCACGAGGCCAGCAUCCAAGCCCUCACCAGGGCCGGCCACGGGGCCCUACUGGCCGGCCGGAACCAUGAGGCUUUGACCAGCUUCCAGAGGGCCUUCUUCCUGGCCUCCAAGGCCCCACGGAAAAGGGACACCCCUGUUCUCCGGGCCUGUGCCUUCAACCUGGGGGCUGCCUACGUGGAGACUGGGGACCCAGCCAGAGGCCUUGAGCUGCUCCUGCGAGCCCAGCCUGAGGAGAAGGCACAGGGCAGGAGUCAUGGUGACCAGUGUUUCAACGUGGCUUUGGCAUACCAUGCCCUGGGGGACCUGCCUCAAGCUUUGGCCUGGUACCACAGGGCCCUGGGCCACUACCAGCCACUCAGUGACCAGGGGCAAGCCCAGGCCAAAAUGGGAACCUGCUACCAGGCUCUGGGACGGCCUGAGCUAGCAGCCCACUACCUGCAGGAGGCGAGCCGGGCCUAUGCCCAAGCAGGGCAGCCCCGGGCUGCAGCCCUGGCCCUGGGGGCUGCAGCGGGGUGCCUGCUGAAGAGCGGGCAGCACGGUGUGGGAGAAGUAGUGCGGGUGCUGGAGGAGAGCCGGAGGCUCGCUGAGAAGAGCGCUGAGCGGGGACUGCUGGGGCAACUCUAUAACGACCUAGGCCUGAGCUACUGCCAGCUCCAGCUGUUCCCACUAGCAGCAGAGGCCUUCCUGCAGGCCCUGCCCCUGUGCCCCGGGCCCGGAGAGGAGGCCACAGUGCUGAGAAACCUAGGGAUGGCCCACAACGCCCUGGGCAGCUAUUGGGAGGCCCGGGAAUUCCACCAGAAGGCUGCCGACCUGCAUGGCUCUGUGGGGCAGCGGUGGGAACAGGGUCGGAGCUUCGGCAGCCUGGCGUUUGCACUGAGCCAGCUAGGGGACCACAAGGCCGCCAGGGACAACUACCUGCACGCUUUGCAGGCUGCCCAGGAUGCAGGUGACGUGAAGGGGCAGUGGCAGGCCUGCGAGGGCCUGGGGGCAGCCGCAGCCAGACUGGGGCAGCAUGAGCAGGCCCUGACGUACUAUAAGGCAGCGCUGGCCCGGUGUCAGAAGGAGCCAGAUUCCGUGCGAGAGCGGCUGGUGGCCAAGCUGGCGGAUGCCAUGAGGACCCACCUGGCCCGAGGGGGGCUGGUCCCAACUCACACCCUGACCUCAGCUCCAAGGAGGCUCCAGGUUCCAGGUGGAGCCUGCCCAGCGGGGACCCCAGCCAGGGUGGGAAGGGGCCCAGCGGAACUGCAGCACAGAUCUUCAGGUGGGUGGGAAGAUGAAGAGUUAGAGGUGCGCUGUGAAGAGGAAGGGAAAGAGGGCUCCAUGAAAAUCCCUGUGCCGGGCUGGCUUACACCGAAACUGAAGGCCUUUCCAGAAUCACCCUGUCCUCACUCCCGAGGCUUCCUCACUUCCAGAGCUGUGCGUCUCAGAGCGGCAGGGCUGGUGGGAAGCCUAUACACGCCAGGGAGCCGGCACUGGACGAGUCUCUACCCCCCAAGGCCUCCGACUCGGGGAGCAGAGCACCUUGCUGCUGGUUCACUUGAAUUCACUGACUUUUCAUUGUUUUCUUCCGGGCACCGGCAAACCAUUCCCCCAUCUAGCCACCGAUGGCCCAGGCAUGCCAUGCACCGCCCCACACAGGGUGCAGUCCUUGGGGCACCCUCUGACACCUACCCUCCUUUUUCUCUCUUCCGCCAUGAUGGUUCUUGGUUCAGAGAGGCCUGGAUGAGUACGUACGUCCAGGCCCAGGAUCCAGGGCCCAUCUCCCAUGUGGAGGCCAAGGCCCCCCUCAGAAUGGAGUACCCUGGCUUUCUGGUACCCAGUGGCCCCCAGCCAAUAGGUGGGUCCCUGGGGGAGGGAAGGAGGCCUGGAGAAUGGAUAAAGGGAGCAGGACAGGAUGUAGCUCUGGACAAUUUUGAUGGAGCCUGGUCACUAUUAGAGCUGGGGGAGCUGUCUGCUGCUGGGGGGGUAUGUGGUGCUCUGAGCCUCUGUCCUAACCCUUUAGCAAUCUGAACCCUCAGCCAGCUCUGCAGGCCUGGCAUGGCCUCUGCCUCCUGCACUGCCUGCCUGUCGGCCUCAGAGAAAGGGAGGGUCCCCACUGCAUGGGAGCACAUGUCCGUGACGCCUCCUCCCUGCUGCCCUGGAGCCCACCUGCAGAGGUAAGGGCCAGAGAGGGGGCCUCUGCUCUCUCCACAGCCACUCCCACUGGCAAGCUGUGCCCUGCCUCCUUCAGGUCAUCCGCGCAGCCCAAGGAAGCCCGGGGCAGGGGCCCACAGAGGAGACCCCCCACGUCGGGCUUCUGCAGGAUCAUGUGACCCCGCCCUGCUGGCCCA
Molecule: messenger RNA, 2636 nt
Organism: Rhinolophus ferrumequinum (greater horseshoe bat)
Lineage: Eukaryota; Metazoa; Chordata; Mammalia; Chiroptera; Rhinolophidae
Gene: TTC24
Product: tetratricopeptide repeat domain 24
Exons: 10
Coding region: 214-2316 (700 amino acids)
Molecular function (GO): protein binding
Source: RefSeq, a predicted model, not a curated record